This is a messenger RNA of Polyodon spathula (Mississippi paddlefish), 3138 nucleotides long. Its product is annotated as SLIT and NTRK-like protein 5. Gene Ontology annotation, cellular component: membrane. The record is from RefSeq and is a predicted model, not a curated record. The transcript has 2 exons. Gene Ontology annotation, molecular function: protein binding. NCBI's taxonomy places the organism in Eukaryota, Metazoa, Chordata, Actinopteri, Acipenseriformes, Polyodontidae. Bases 541 to 3138 code for a protein of 865 amino acids. Gene Ontology annotation, biological process: axonogenesis; regulation of presynapse assembly; positive regulation of synapse assembly.
UUGUCCGUCUGUGCAGCCAGCAGUUGCCUGAAAAGGACAAGAAAGAAUAAGCAGACAGUUUGGGUAGAGCAAUACCAGCCAUACCACUCGCAAGAUACUGGGGGUUGCAUUGUUUUGUAUCCUAAUAAUACCGUUUUAAAAUGAAUAGACUGUCACCGCAAAAUAUUUUGGUAUGGUUGAUGAGGCAUAGUCCUUUAAAAACGAACUCUCUGUAUUCUUUGCAAGCAAUCGCCACAGGGACGCUGGUUCUUUUCAGAGAAACAUUGCAAACUGCUUUUGUGGGGUUGACCGUCACGUUGCCCACGUCAAUGAUGCAGUUUAGUGCAGUCCUUGCCUCAGUAUACAGAGCUAAAACCUCAGAAGCUGUACUUUAAGGAUUUUACAGUCGAGCAGACGAAACCUUCGUAGCUGAGUCUGAUCAUUUGGAGAAAAUAAAAUCCUUUGUUUUUGCAAUGUUGUGGCCUCCUGGAAGCCCAACCGGAUGACAUCACCACGCACAGAAACUGCACUAUACUGAGUGUGGACCACCAUCUGCUGAAAAUGUAUAUCUGGAUAUUGCAGAUCACCGUGUUGGCUGUUACAUCUCUGACUUUCAUAGAGAUGUAUGAUAAUUAUGGAGAAAUAUGUCAAAAUCUUUGUUCUUGUGAAGAGAAAGAUGAGAUAUUAACUGUGAGUUGCGAAAACAGAGGGAUAGUCAGACUUUCGGAAAUCAGUCCAAUACAUUUCUCAAUGUAUCAUCUUUUGUUAACUGGGAAUCUUUUAAAAAAACUGUCUCCAAAUGAUUUUAUCAAUUAUACUGGUGUUAUAAUUUUACAUUUAGGUAACAAUGAUAUACAAGAAGUUGAAACGGGAGCUUUUAAUGGACUUCAAGGAUUAAAGAGAUUGCAUCUCAACAAUAACAAGAUUGACAUUUUAAGGGAUGAUACCUUUGUUGGACUUGAAAGUUUGGAAUAUCUGCAGAUUGAUUAUAACUACAUCAGCAUCAUUGAACCCAAUGUCUGGAGCAAACUGCAUCAGCUGCAAGUGUUGAUCUUAAAUGAUAAUUUGUUGUCUAGUCUACCAAGUAACAUUUUUCGAUAUGUCCCUUUAACCCAUCUUGACCUGAGGGGAAACAGACUAAAAAUGUUGCCCUAUAUAGGCCUUUUGGAACACAUGGACAAAGUAGUGGAAUUACAGCUGGAAGAGAAUCUGUGGAAUUGUUCUUGUGAACUUAUUGCUUUGAAGGCUUGGCUGGAAAGCAUUUCCUACACCGCUCUUGUUGGAGAGGUUGUGUGUGAAACACCUUUCCGACUUCAUGGUAGAGAUCUGGAUGAGGUUUCAAAACAGGAACUCUGCCCUAGAAGAGCUAUUUCAGAAUAUGAAAUGAGACCACACUCACCUUUAAGCACUAUUGGAUAUUUUCAUACAACACCUGCUGCAGUGACGGCUUCAGCUACAUCAUCUGCAGUUUUAAGAUCUUCAUCAAAACCCACAAAGGGUACCCGUCAGUCAAACAAGCCAAGAAUGCGGCCCACGUCUCGGAUCCCAUCAAAAGACACGUAUAAUUAUGGACCAAUAAUUGCUUAUCAGACCAAAUCCCCAGUGCCUUUGGAGUGUCCUACUGCCUGCACGUGCAAUUUACAAAUUUCUGACCUGGGACUAAAUGUUAACUGCCAAGAAAGAAAGAUUGAAAACAUUGCUGAUUUAAAACCGAAACCAUACAAUCCUAAAAAGAUGUAUCUUACAGGAAAUUACAUCUCAGUGGUGCUUAGAUCUGACUUCAUAGACGCAACUGGAUUAGAUUUACUCCAUUUUGGUAACAAUCGGAUAGCCGUCAUACAAGACAGGGCUUUUGGGGAUUUAACUAAUUUGCGCAGGCUUUACUUAAAUGGCAAUUUAAUCGAGCGACUCACUGCAGAUAUGUUUUAUGGCCUUCAGAAUAUACAGUAUUUAUACUUAGAAUAUAAUGUUAUAAGAGAAAUUGUUUCAGGUACCUUUCAAUAUGUACCAAAUCUCCAGCUACUUUUUCUCAAUAACAAUCUUCUGAGAACUUUACCUGGAGACAUAUUUUCAGGUUUGACACUGGCCAGGCUUAAUCUUAGGAGUAACCAUUUCACAUAUCUACCAGUAAGUGGUGUGUUAGAUCAACUAAGAUCGCUAGUACAAAUUGAUUUAUAUGAAAAUCCCUGGGACUGUACAUGUGAUGUAGUGGGCAUGAAGAUUUGGCUGGAACAACUUAACCCAGGCACCGUUGUAAACAAUGUGAUAUGUGGGUCUCCAAAGAAAUUGUCUGGAGAGGAUAUGAUAUCCAUCAAGUCAGAUUUUCUUUGCCCUGAUUAUUCUGAUAUAAUAGUUUCAACUCCUCCUCCUUCUGCAGAACUAGUUCCAGAAAGAACCACCACAACAGAAACAUCUAUUAAGUAUAGUACACCACCAAGUUCUGUACCAUUGUCUGUUUUAAUUCUAAGCCUUCUAUUGAUUUUCAUCAUGUCAGUCUUUGUAGCUGCAGGACUUUUUGUGGUAGUAAUGAAGAAACGAAAAAAGUCUCAAAGCGACCGUACAAGCACCAACAAUUCAGAUGUAAGUUCUUUUAACCUCCAGUACAGUGUUUACAGCAACAGAUCAGUUCCCAAAGUAAAGACUCCUGGUGGGCAUGUGUAUGAAUACAUCCCUCAUCCACUGGGCCACAUGUGCAAAAAUCCAAUUUACCGAUCAAGAGAAGGGGAUUCUGUUGAGGAUUACAGAGAUCUACAUGAAUUAAAAGUUACUUACAGAAAUAACACUGAUGUGUUAGACAACCGUUUAAUAAGUCAGCCAUACAGUGUAAGUACCAUAGAACCGCGAGAAGAAUCUUCACCAGUGCAAGAUGCAGAACAUUUUUACAGAGGUAUUUUAGAGCCAGAGAAACAAGCACCUGGAAACAAUAUUGAAUAUAAGUACAGCGGUCCUGCUACAUAUACUUACACGCCAAACUGUGAUGUAAGGCGUCAAUAUUUGCAUCCAGAAAGGAUACGAGAAACUGUGCUGUAUACUACAACACCAAGUACUGUGUUUGUUGAACACAACAGAAAUGAGUAUCUGGAAUUAAAAGCGAAACUUCAAGUUGAGCCGGACUACCUCGAAGUUCUUGAGAAACAGACAACUUUCAGCCAAUUUUAA